AUGGCGGUCCGGGUGGUGCUGCUGGGCUUCGGCAACGUGGGAAAGGCUUUCCUGCGUCUGCUCCUGGACAAAGAAGAGCUGCUCCUCACACGCUAUGAUCUCAAGGUGCAAGUCGUUGGCCUCGCCACGCGCAGCCGCGGCGUCGUCGCGGAUCCGAAGGGGCUCGAUCUGCACGCCUGCCUAGCAGCAUCCUCUCUGACGGGCCUCGGGGUCACGGAGCUGGGGGACGCGCAGGCCCUCUUGGCGUACCUCGACGGGCACUGCGAUGCAGUGCUGGAGGCGAUUAAUGCCUCACACUCGGAUGGUGAGCCCGCCUUGACGCUCCUUCAGUCGGCGCUCUCCAUGUCAUCGCCGGCACAUGCCAUCACGGCCAGCAAGCCGCCAGUGGCCUUCGGCUAUCGCAGGCUGUCGGAACUCGCGGCCGCACAUGGGCGGCGGUUCCUGUUUGAGUCCAGCGUGAUGGACGGGGUUCCCGUCUUCUCCCUCCUCCGGCAACUUCCCGGAGCUUGCGUCUGCCGGGUCUCCGGCAUUCUGAACUCCACCACCAACCUGAUCCUGACACGGAUGGACUCCAUGGGAUGUUCGUUGGAGGAAGCCGUGGCGUUCGCGCAGGAACAGGGCAUCGCCGAGCGGGACCCGUCCGACGAUCUGGACGGCAAGGAUGCGGCCAUGAAAAUCUGCUGCCUUUCCACAGUGGCUUUUCGUCGUCACCUCGACCCUGCGCAGGUCUCCAAAGACAGCAUCCGUGGCAUCACGCUGUCACAGGUGCGAGCCGCCACUGCUCGGGGAAAUGCUCUGAAGAUGGUCUGUGAGGCAGAGCUUGUGGACGACGAAGUGCGUGCUGCAGUGUCCCUGAGGGAGCUGCCUUUGACCGACCCGCUCUGCGGCCUGAAAGGUGCGUCUGCUGCUGUCACCGUGGAGACCGAUGUCCUUGGGCCAGUAACGGUGACCUCCACGAACCCCACGACCUUGGACACGGCCUACGGCCUGCUGCAGGCCCUGAAGCUGAGCAACAAAGCGAGCCUCGUUGCCAUCCAGCACUCAGUUGCAGCCGGUGCGCGUCUGCGCAACGAUGUUCAGGAAGAGCUAUUGAGUUCCUGCUAUGCGUUCCUCGGCAAGGACGGUGUUGCAGACUUUGGAAUGGUGGAUCAGGUCAUUCGUGAGCAAUGCGAGUCGAAGAAAGACGUGCCGCCGUUGAACGUUGAGGCUUUUCUCAGCUUCAAGGGCAGGCCAUGGCCACCAGAGCGGCAGGGUCAUCCCCGACUAGCAGCGAACAACUCUUUGAUCCGGGACCAGCUGGGAGCAAAACUGGACUUCAUGGUGUUCCUUUACCGAAAGCUGGACGAGGACGACGACGGCUGUCAAAGGAAGAACCGCGGCGCAAGCGUUUUCCAGCUGAGCCCCGAUGUCGCACUUAUGAGUGAGCGUGAUGGCGAGCUGACGGGAAAACAAGCCUUUGCCCGUAAUGCCAAUUGCUUGAAGCUUGAGGUGCUGGUGAAGCUGGAGGGCGGCGACGAGAAGUCCUUCCUGCUGGAAGAGGAGAAGCUCCGGCGCCUGGCUGAGGGCCUUCCAGAGUUGCCCUUGCAGUUUAAGGAGAUGCCGGACUCCAGCAGCAGCGAUGCAGAGCAUUUCGUGAAGAUGAGGGCCCGGAACCUCGGUGGCUGGUCCACCUGGAGCGAGGAAGUGGUGACCAGCUCCAUUGCCCGACAGCAGGGAGCAGACAACGCGCAGAGAGCUCUUGAGCAGGCCAUGGAGCGGAGGGUGCCGGAGGACCUGAUGAAAGUUCUGAAGGACGUUCGCGACAUUGAGUUUGACGACAAGACCCUGGUUUCGGAGGCCACCGAGCUCCUCGAGACCUUGCAGGCUGUUCAAACGAAGGUUGGCGAAGCGAUGCUGUCCAGGGAGCCGGAGCGUCUUCAGCAUGUUCUCGGCGAAGCUCACAAGGUGGCACUUCCUGGGUUGCAGAAGGCAGAGGCUUUGCUACACCACCUCCAGACCGUCUGCAAGAACUUGGACACAGCCAAGGGGAUUGACGCGCUGCGCGCAGCGCUCCGCGAUGGCCACGAGGCACGGCUGCCCGCGGCGAUACUCCAACGUGCCGUGCAGAGACUGGGCACCCGGGAGGCUGCGCAGCAAGGCCUAGAGAUGGCCAUGGAGGCUGCAAGGGUGCCAGUGUUGAGGGCGGCGCUGGACACCGCGAAAGAUAUGCACCUGCCAUCGGAAGAGGGGGCACGGUCUCUUCUCGAAGCCAUCACACACUCGGAGAAUCUGUUGCAGGCCGGGCCGCAGAAAGGGAGAGGGGGGACAUCUAGGGCCGGUAGCGAGCAAGCUCCGAUAAGUGCGUAG
This is a messenger RNA of Symbiodinium sp. CCMP2456, 2346 nucleotides long. NCBI's taxonomy places the organism in Eukaryota, Dinophyceae, Suessiales, Symbiodiniaceae. The record is from the annotation of a GenBank genome assembly.